Messenger RNA from Nilaparvata lugens (brown planthopper), 2383 nucleotides. Its product is annotated as gastrula zinc finger protein XlCGF57.1-like. The transcript has 4 exons. Lineage: Eukaryota; Metazoa; Arthropoda; Insecta; Hemiptera; Delphacidae. The record is from RefSeq and is a predicted model, not a curated record. The coding region runs from base 156 to 1889 and encodes 577 amino acids. Gene Ontology annotation, molecular function: RNA polymerase II cis-regulatory region sequence-specific DNA binding; DNA-binding transcription factor activity, RNA polymerase II-specific. Gene Ontology annotation, cellular component: nucleus. Gene Ontology annotation, biological process: regulation of DNA-templated transcription.
GGUCUGCUAUAGGAUAGGGCUGUUGAAAUCCUCUCUAUGAUUUUCGAUUAUUUUGUCAUUUCAAUUAAUUACAGUAGGUGAAAGUGAUUAAUCAUCGUGACUCAUUCAAUCUUAUUAGGCACAAUGGAUUUCAAAGGAGGAGAGUACAGCUACAGAUGCCACAGUGGAUCCAGACCAGUCCAGAUUCAGCCAAACACUUGGAUGGUCAAGGACAAGACAACUCAGGGUCUAUGACACAUUCUCAACAUCAAGGACCAAUCAUGGACAUCUGUGAUUGGCCAAUCUAUGGACCAGAUGAAGCUGAAGACAUCAUUGAAGAAAAGUACCAGAUUCAGCAUAACAUGGAUAAUCAGGGAGGAGAGUACAGCUACAGAUGCCACAGUGGAUCCAGACCAGUCCAGAUUCAGCCAAACAACAUGGAUGGUCAAGGUCAAGACAACUCAGGGUCAAUGACACAUUCUCAACAUCAAGGACCAGACAUGGACAUCUGUGAUUGGCCAAUCUAUGGACCAGAUGAAGCUGAAGACAUAAUUGAAGAAAAGUACCAGAUUCAGCAUAACAUGGAUAAUCAGGGAGGAGAGUACAGCUACAGAUGCCACAGUGGAUCCAGACCAGUCCAGAUUCAGCCAAACAAAAUGGAUGGUCAAGGUCAAGACAACUCAGGGUCAAUGACACAUUCUCAACAUCAAGGACCAGACAUGGACAUCUGUGAUUGGCCGAUCCAUGGAUCAGAUGAAGCUGAAGACACCAUUGAAGAAAAACACCAGAUUCAGCAUAACAUGGAUAAACAGGUUGUAUAUUUGGACCACAAUUAUUCAAAACAUCGAUUUGAAAUUAUAGUGCUAAAGCCAGAGGUUCUGAUUGAAGAAGAAGAACACCAACAACAUGAAGGAAUAGUGAAAGAAGAGGAGAUUCAGCAAGAAAAUGAUACAGGCAUACAGAUUGAAAGCAUCUAUUCUCUUUCAACAGAUAGACUGAACUGUGACCCCUUUAUACCUGAACACAUGAAAGUAGAAAAUGUAGAAGAAUCUUAUGAAACACACUCAGAAACAUUAGUGGAUAUUGAAGACAAUUAUUCUGAUACAAUAUUUACAAAUUCUGAAAGUAUAAGAAUACCAACAGGACUAUGUAUAUCAAACUCUGUCAGACAAGGAGGUUUAAGCUCCAUCAAUAGAUCAGUUGAUGAAACUCUUGGGAACACUUCGAUCAACGAUUCUGAUGAAGACCUCAAUGAGGUUGACUUAUUAAUUAAAAAUGCAAGAAAGAUUGUGAUUGAUGUAGCAAGUGAUAGUGAAUUAACUGAAUGUCAGUUGUGUGGUGAAGCAUUCAGCAACAUCAGAGAAUUAAAUCUUCAUUGUAGAAUACACACAGCUGGGAAACAACAUAAGUGCAAGUACUGUAACUACAAAACAAAAAAUAAAGCAAAUCUCAUCAAACAUAUAAGGAUUCACACUGGAGAAAAACACUACAGCUGUGAUUUCUGUGACUACAAAGCAACAGAGAAAUCAUCUCUCACCAAACAUUUAAGGAUUCACACUGGAGAGAGACCCUACAGAUGUGAUUUCUGUGACUACAAAGCAACAGAGAAAUCAUCUCUCACCAAACAUAUAAGGAUUCACACUGGAGAGAGACCCUACAGCUGUGAUUUCUGUGAUUACAAAGCAAUAAAAAAAUCAAAUCUCAUCCAACAUAUAAGGAUUCACACUGGAGAGAGACCCUACAGCUGUGAUCUCUGUGACUACAAAGCAACAGUGAAAUCAUCUCUCACCAAACAUUUAAGGAUUCACACUGGAGAGAGACCCUUCAGCUGUGAUUUCUGUGACUACAAAUCAAUACACAAGUCAUCACUCAACAGACAUCUGAGGACGCACACUAAAGAAAGACCCUAGAGCUGUGAUUUCUAUGACUACAAAACAAAUCUAAAAAAAAGUCAAGGAAACACACUUGCAAUAAACUUUGAAAUACAAUUUUUCCAUACAAAAUCUCUUACAAUCCAAAACAACAUUCGAAUACUAAAAAUAUUUAACUGAUUUCUGAGGCCCCAUAACUCUUACAACAGCUCAACUCUCAAAACUCUGAACCAUUCAUUAACAUAGAAAAUAUAUUAAUAAUUUUAUCAAUUUUCAUUUACAUAGAAACUCUGUCAAUCAGAAAUCAAUCUCAGACAUAAUACUUCAAGAAAGUUUUAAAAUGUUAAUGUCUUGCCCUUCUUAUCAUCUGCAUGAUUCAUCAAUUUUCUAUCUGAAUAUUUUUAUUUUAUUUAGCUGAAUCACUGUACAUACUACUAUAUAAAUAUUCCCAGAUUUGUUUUUCUAGUCAGUACAAUUUGUAUUCAUAUUUUUGGAAUAUUUGUGCAAUAAAGUAUAAUAGUCUUCAAAUAAAA